AAUGGUAAUGUCAAAAAAGUAACUGUCAGGCAGGUCAAUGAACUUUGCAAUCGCAAAGUAGUUCGUGAACUGUGAAGAAGAUAGUUUUUAAUUUUAUUUAAUAAAUGAAAUUAGAAAUUAUAACUGAAACCCAAUAAAAACUGAACCAAAAAUUGUGGAGUAAUACUUUGACUAAGAUGCCUUUCUUCAGUGGAAAAUGUCUGAGUACAGCUAGACUGGUGGGCAAGACAGCCAUUAUAACUGGCUGCAACACUGGGAUAGGAAAAGAAACUGUCUUGGAUUUUUAUAAGAGAGGUGCCAAAGUAAUAAUGGCUUGUCGAAGCAUGGACAAGGCGGAGGAGGCGAAAUCUGACAUUGAGGAGCGUUGCAAGGAUUUAAAAGAUACUGGCAACAUCGUCCUAGCUAAAUGUGACCUCGCCUCCUUGAAGUCAGUGAGAGAAUUUGCUGAGAAUAUUUUGAACACGGAACCACAGAUUAACAUUCUCGUUAACAAUGCUGGUGUUAUGAUGUGCCCUAAAACUGAAACUGAAGAUGGCUUUGAAAUGCAAUUUGGAACUAAUCACUUGGCACAUUUCUUGCUGACUAUGCUCUUACUCCCUCGUAUCAGGAACAGCAAGCCAGCUAGGAUUGUUACUGUAUCAUCUAGGGCACAUAUAAGAUAUGGCAUCAACUUCGAUGACUUGAACUACAAGCAGCGGCGCUACAACGCGGCUGAAGCGUACUCGCAGAGCAAACUCGCUAAUGUACUGUUCUCUCGAGAACUAGCAGCCAAACUUAAGGAGCAUAACAUAGAAGGAGUGAACACAUACAGCCUGCACCCGGGAGUGGUGAGGACGGAGCUGGGUCGUCACUUCAAUGAGACGCUGUUCUGGGGCGCGCGGAAGAUCAUCGGGUUCAUGCUCUUCCCGUUCAUGAAGUCGUCGGAGCUCGGCGCGCAGACCACCAUCUACUGCGCUGUGGAUGAGAAGUGCGCUAACGAAACCGGCUUGUAUUACGCUGACUGUGUGCCAACCAACACGUCGCCGAAAGCUGAAAGGGACGAGGACUGUAAGAAGCUAUGGGACAUGUCAGUGGAGUUGGUGAAGUUGGGAGACUACAACCCUUUCACUGCACCCGAUCCCGGUGUGAAGAGCAAAUGAAACUUUUAGGACAUGACAUUCUAAACUUCUACUGAAUUAAUUAUUAUGUUAUCGGUUUACUCACGUAACUGUUUGACGAGGAACAGGACACGACGCGGCGACUGUCGCGCUGCUACGUCGCCGCGUCGUGUGUCGCGGAAUGCUGCUCAUGAAUAUGAGCCUCUAGCAUAGCUUGAAACUAGUCGAGUUCCUCGUCAAACAGUUACGUGAGUAAGCCGAUAACAUAAUAAUUUAUUAAGUAUGCUUCUUCUAAAUACUUCGACUGCCAAUGAGUUUACUGCCAGGCCGACAUGAUUGCUAAUAUAGCGAGGGGUUACUUGUCCAAUAAACUAUGUGAAGUUGUAACUUUCGUGAGACAUACUAAAUUAAUCGCCGCGUCGUGUGUCGCGGAAUGCUGCUCAUGAAUAUGAGCCUCUAGCAUGGCUUGAAACUAGUCAAGUUCCUCGUCAAAACAGUACGUGAGUAAGCCGAUAACAUAAUAAUUAAUAUGUGAAGUUAUUGGUCAUUCAAUUUGUUUGCCGUUAUUAUUGGCGCCAUCUGUUGGCAAAUAAAUCUGUAAACUCCAUUAUGGCAUUCAGUAAUACCAGUGGUGAAAUGAGAUACUGCUUAUAGCAGUACUUAUUUUAAAAAGAUGAUGAUGGACAUAAUAGCUGAUUAAUGUUCUUAAGAGCCACGCCUUAAGAACGUUAAUCAGUUAUUUAUAUAUUACAGAAUAUAAUAUAGUGUAUGUGAAAAUAUAAUGUAAUCCAUAGAAAUCAAAGUCUAUUUAAUAAAUGUAUUUAUUAAGUGUAAGAUCAAACCGUCCAUUGAGCACAAAGUUUUUUAAUGUAUUUUAACUUUAUUUUUUUAAUAGGCCCUAGACUUAAUAGUAGCCAGUAAAAAAACCUGCUUAUCGAUUGAUUUGUUUACUAAAGCUUGUUUGCAAACCUUUAUAAAUAUAAAUAUAAAGGUUUUGCUAUACUCAAUGUUCAUUAAAGCAUAGUAAUGGACCAUUAACUGUCUCUGAGAGUGAACUUUUUUUUUAGUUACAGAAAUUUAAAAACGACUUAAGUAACCAUAAACUGGCUGAGUUAAGCAUCAAAGCUGUUAUUGGGAAGUUCAUUCACUAGCCUAAACUAGGCUUUAACACUAUACAUCAAAGUUGAAAAUCUUUUAAAGAUCAAUUAUCGUCUAUUUAUUUUCUGACGUACUUAAUAAAAAUAAGCAUUGUAUCAACAUCGAUAAAUUAAAAAUCUUUUUUUACGUA
Spodoptera frugiperda (fall armyworm) is the source of this 2385-nucleotide messenger RNA. RefSeq names its product retinol dehydrogenase 13. NCBI's taxonomy places the organism in Eukaryota, Metazoa, Arthropoda, Insecta, Lepidoptera, Noctuidae. Bases 177 to 1139 code for a protein of 320 amino acids. The transcript is spliced from 6 exons. The record is from RefSeq and is a predicted model, not a curated record.